Messenger RNA from Plasmodium relictum, 570 nucleotides. It is a transcript of the gene CSL4, whose product is annotated as exosome complex component CSL4, putative. Gene Ontology annotation, cellular component: cytoplasm; nuclear exosome (RNase complex). The transcript is spliced from 2 exons. Bases 1 to 570 code for a protein of 189 amino acids. Gene Ontology annotation, biological process: RNA processing. The record is from RefSeq and is a predicted model, not a curated record. Gene Ontology annotation, molecular function: RNA binding. Lineage: Eukaryota; Apicomplexa; Aconoidasida; Haemosporida; Plasmodiidae.
AUGGAUAACAUAGUGUUACCUGGAGAAGUAAUAGGAUCCGAAAAAGAUUAUAUAAAUGGUGAAAAUACAUAUGUAUUAAAAAAUGAAAUAAGAUCAACUAUAUUGGGUAAAAAAAAUAUUAUAGUUAAUAAUGAUAAUAAAAAAAUUAUUAAUGUAGAUAACAUUAAAAGUUUUGUAGCUUUACCCAAAGCAGGAGAUAUUGUUAUAUGUAAAAUUUAUAGAGUAACAUUUAAUAUGAUAUAUUGCAAUAUUAUAUUAUCAAAUAAUAAACCAUUAAAAAAUUCAUUUAAAGGAUAUAUAAAUAAAAGUGAUAUUCAUAUAUAUGAAGGUGAAUUAGGCGAUAAUUUUGAUUGUUUUAAACAAGGUGAUAUAAUCAAGGCCAAAAUUUUAUCUAUAGGACAACAUUCUUCUUAUAAAUUAUCAACAGUAGGUUCUGAUUUAGGUGUAAUUAUUGCUUUAAGUGAUAAAGGUGAAAUAUUAAAGCCCGUUGCAUGGAAUUUGAUGGUUAAUUUAGAUGAUAUGAGUUUUGAGCAAAGAAAAGUUUCUAAUGAUUUUUCAAUUCCUGUUUAA